Molecule: messenger RNA, 6010 nt
Organism: Betta splendens (Siamese fighting fish)
Lineage: Eukaryota; Metazoa; Chordata; Actinopteri; Anabantiformes; Osphronemidae
Product: granule associated Rac and RHOG effector protein 1-like
Exons: 14
Coding region: 1069-4395 (1108 amino acids)
Biological process (GO): Rac protein signal transduction
Molecular function (GO): CCR4-NOT complex binding
Source: RefSeq, a predicted model, not a curated record
AUUUUAUUGUGAAAAGUCGUUCCGGAAGUGUGUGUUUGUAUUGCUGUGGUGCGGAGGGUGGGCACACAGACAGGGGAUUCGCUGUCAAGAGGGUGGAUGCCUAGAGCUGGAAAUGACCUAGAGGCCUUACAGAUACAUUUGUGCUUUUGUCACUCUAAUCUGCAUCCGCGGAAAACAGCGAGAUCUGGAAGCACGCUUGUUUCCGCGGUGAGUAAUAUCUACCUCAGCCAGCAGACAGGGGAGAAACCAGGAAGCUGCUGGAGACUAUAGUCAGGCAGACGGAGGGAGCUAUCAGGUGGCCACUUGCUCACUGCCUGCAGAGUUUUGCUUUGCGAAGAGGAUUUGAGACGGACUGGCUCUGUCUGCCCUUCGCCUACCGCUGCUCUGACCAGCCAGUGCACAAAAAAGCUGAAGCCACUUCCUCUGAUUCCGGCAUUUAUUCAUCUUCAUUCUUUUUUUUUUUUUUUACUCUCUGAUCUGUUGACCAAUGUCUCAUUUUCUGUGGGUUCACUUUCCAUUUUUGCUUUUCGCUUUUAGAAGAAUUUUCUACGCAUCAAACCUAUACUAAGCUGGUAUAGGUUUAUAUAUGUACGUACAAAGUGUAUAUAGUUCAUAUACUGUAUGAAGAAGAAUUUUUCCCAUUCUGAAGGAACGCUAAUGCACUUUAAAACUUGGCUGUAUUAUCACUUUAAGUAAAGUAAGGAGAGUUUUUUUUUGUCUUUUCCUUUUUUUCCAUCUGAUUAUAAUAGUUUAGUUUGAGGCUGGAAACAGAGAAUCUGGAGGUGUGACUGUGCUGUUUUUCAAGCUGGGCCUGAUGUACCUGCAGCUGGGCUGCAUAUGAGCAUUUUACUCUGUCAGUCUUUUUGAUUGCCCUCUGACCUCACCCACACUUGUGCUGCCUCCCUCCAAGGCACACUGAGAUGAGCCUCUGGCAGGUGGAAUCCUUGAGCUGUCUUUUUACAUAACUCGAACGGGACUGUUGGGUUUGGUGUUUUCCUAAAGAGGACAAGAGAACUUCACGGGGGAAAACAAACUCAAACAGGAGCUUCCGGUGCUGUGGCACCACUUAUGCAUUGUUGUAGUGUGCAGGAAAGUAAAAUGGACUAUAAGCGUCGCUUUUUGCUUGGCGGGUCCAAGCAGAAAGUGCAACAGCACCAGCAGUACCAGAUGCCUGAGCUGAGCCGGACCCUGAGCGCCUCCCUGGCCUCCCCUUGUUCGGCCUCUUCACCCAUGGGCACCGGGGUGGGCAUGUCUGGCAGCUGCCACCCGCCUCCUUCUGCUGCCACUACAGCGGUUGCUGACAUCCAGCAAGGCAUCUCCAAGUAUUUGGAUGCCCUCAAUGUGUUCUGCCGGGCCAGCGCCUUCCUAACAGAACUGUUCAGCAGUGUGUUCAGGAACUCUCACUAUUCCAAAGCAGCUAUGCAACUGAAGGACGUGCAGGAAUACGUCAUGGAGGCGGCCAGCAGGCUGACUGCAGCAAUAAAGCCUGAGAUUGCCAAGAUGCUGAUGGAGCUGAGCGCCGGGGCAGCAAACUUCAAAGACCAGAAUGACUUCAGCCUGCAGGAUGUUGAGGUGCUGGGUCGUUGCUUCCUCACGGUGAUGCAGGUCCAUUUCCAGUUUCUGUCGCAGGCUUUGCAGAAGGUUCAACCGGUGGCUCAGUCCUGCCUGGCAGAGGCUCUUGCACAGGCCCAGGAGCGUUGUGCCAAUGCGCGCUCGCAGAGCUCUGACCUAGGGCCCCUCACCGAGCUGGAGGAAGCCUCUCACUCAUGGAAAGGCGCAGCUGAGGCUACAGCAAGGCUCCGAGAGAGGGGCCGGGAUGGCUGCCUGGCAGGCAUCCAGGUUCAGCAGCUCUUCUGCACCAACAACACCACCAUCCCUGAGCAACAGCUGAAAGAGCUCAACACGAAGAUCGACAACGCGUUACAAGCCUAUAAAGCAGCGCUGGAGAGCCUGGGCCACAGCGAGUAUGCACUAAAGGCUGGCUUUCAUCUGAGCCCCAAAGCUGUGGAGGCAGCCUUACAGGGUUGCUGCAGUGAGGCCGAGGCCCAGCAGGCAGGGAGGAUGCACACCACCUCCCAGCCCAUCCAGUGUGAGCUGCCUACCAUCCCUGUGCAGAUAGGCUCUCAUUUCCUCAAAGGGGUGUCCUUUAACGAGUCAGCGACUGAAAACCUCAAACUAAAAACGCACACUAUGCUGCAGCUCAUUAAGGAGGCGUUGGGCCAGAAUGGAGUGACCCCCAGGGACGACUCUCCGGUCACCGAGGUCCUCAACCAGGUCUGCCCGUCCAGUUGGAGAGGGGCCUGCAAAACCGCUGUCCAGCUACUGUUCGCCCAGGCUGGUCUGGUGGUCGUUGACACGGCUCAGAUUGACAACAAAGAGGCCUAUGCUCCCCAGAUUACUUUAGAGGGAUCCAAGCUGGUGGUUCAGGUUCCUUCUACAUGGUGCUUGAAGGAGGACCCAGCCACCAUGUCUCUGCUCCAGCGGAGUUUGGACCCUGAGAAAACUCUUGGUCUGGUAGAUGUGCUCUACACAGCUGUUUUUGACAUCAACAGGUGGAAGGAAAGGAAGGAGCAAGCCUUACCCACUAUUCAGAUACAACUACAGCGAGAGAGCCCAGACUAUGGUGGUCAAGCAGACCUGCCUCUAGGCUCCAGCUCCAAAGCUUCCAGUGGUUUGCCCAAGACAAUAUCCAAGCUGACUUCCAAGUUCACCAAGAAGGUCUCAUCCAGUUCUAACAGUGGAGGCAGUUACUCCAUUCCUAGCACCCCAUCUCGCAGCAUAUUAACAACCAGUAGCUCUGAGGAUAAGGCCAAAAGCCUUGGCCACAGUGAUGGCAGGCUACAGAGUAUCCUCCACAUGGGUGGCCUGUCCUGCACCCCUGACUCUGCCCAACAAGGCCUGUUGGCCAAUGGCUCCAUGCCUGAGGACCAGGGAAUGAAUCUACCAACUGACCAAGAGAUGCAGGAUGUCAUUGACUUUCUCUCAGGAUUCAACAUGGGUAAAUCUCAGCAGGCAUCACCUCUGGUCAAGAGAAGGAACUCUGUUGCAUCUGCGAAUCCUGCUGAGCUGAAGCCACCCAGUGGACCUCUGCCAACAUCCCAAUCUAUCUCUCAUGGUGCCCUACAGCCCCCAGCUCAAAACCUGACCCAGCCCCAGCCUCAGCCUCCAUCAGUGCAGAAGCAGCAACCUCAGCCACCUGCUCAACAGCAGCAGCAGCAGCCUCAACAGCAGCAACAGCCCCCUCCUCCAGCGCCUCAGCAGCCCUCGCCACAGACCCUGCAGUACUACCAGCACCUCCUGCGGCCCAUCAGUCAACAACAGCCACCUUCCCAGCUUCCCCCUCAGCAGACCCCACCACAGGUUCUGCCACAGCAGAGAGUGGCAAGCAAGUGGCAUGGCUCCUCUGGGCAACAGCCGCCACCACAAGGCCCACCAGCAGGGCUGUCACCCCUGGGUCCCAUUGGGCAGUGGGGAUCCCCUGGACUGCCAGAUCUAAGCUCGGACUUGUACAGUCUGGGCCUCGUGAGCACCUACAUGGACAGUGUUGUGUCUGAAAUGCUGGGUCAGAAGCCUCAGGGGCCCCGCAACAACACUUGGCCCAAUAGGGACCAGAGCGAGGGCGUAUUUGGAGUCCUGGGAGACGCACUACCUUUCGACCCAGCAGUUGGCUCUGACCCGGAGUUUGCACGUUACGUCGCUGGCGUCAGCCAUGCCAUGCAGCAGAAACGCCAGGUGCAGCACAUCCGUCGUCCCAGCAACUCACGCAGCAACUGGCCAAUGCCGGAUGAGCAACACAGGACAUGGUCUCAUCCAGAGUACUUCAGUGAAGGUGAGACGGUGAACAGCAGCUGGUCGGCCAAUCAGGGGGACUCCGCCAGCUCCAGUGAUGAGACGUCUUCAGCCAAUGGUGACAGCCUGUUCUCCAUGUUUUCUGGGCCCGACCUUGUAGCGGCUGUUAAACAACGGAGAAAACACAGCUGUGGUGAGCCAGAAGUGUGCACACUGCCCUCACCACCACUCCACCACAUCAGCGACGAUACCCAGGACAGCAAAACUAAAACCUGGCCUCCUAAAGCCCCAUGGCAGCACUCCACCCACACCAACACCAUGUCCAAUCCCAGCUCUUCCUUGUACCAAAUGAACAUCCCUCCUUCCUCCCAGUGGAGCGACUCCAUGCAGAUGCUGCAGUCUCCUGUGUGGUCCACUGCCAGCGAUUGCUCCCCCUCCACCUGCAUGUCCUCCGGUUUUCCUUUCACCCAGCAGCAGCAGCAGCAGCAGCAGCAACAACAACAACAACAACAACAACAACAACAACAACACAAACCCAUGACCAAGGGCUUUAAAUCCUUCCCCCUCAAACACGAGCACAGGCCCUCCUACCUUCACCAGUACUGAUCAGCCGGCGUAGAGACAAAAUGGUGAGGUGCACGGAGGUCCUGUAUCGGUUAGAUAGGCCACUGAGCGACUUCACACCCAAUUUAAUUGGAAGCUUUCAUAGACCCAGAGGCAAAUACACUGGCUCAACAUUUUUGUAUCUAUAUUUUUCCAUGUCAAACAUCCCCAUUUGAAAAAGAGGCGUAUUUUGAAACUUUUUGAACUACAGAAAAGGCAUGUGUCCCACUAGUAGCAGUCAGUCUAGUGGCUGUUGUUAGUGUGUCUCUGUCUGCAGAGCUGAAGACCUGUGCGGCUCUCACCCACUUGCUUCUGCAGCUGAGCGCGUGUAAAGGAGAGGUCUGAAAGGGGCGAGAGUGGGCUCUCAUUUUGCCCAAUGAGAAAUAUACUGUGUCUACAUAGCUGUAACUGCCAAAUCUCAUGCAAGAUGACUCAGAAUACAGCUACCAUCUACUGUUUCAUAGCUUGUAAAAUACUGAAGUUGAAAUAUAAAUAUUUAGUUCUUUUUAUUAAGAGGCUUUGAGCAGGCUCAGCAUAAAUAUAGUAAGUCACUGCAGAGGUGUAAUUUGAGAGAAAUACACUACUUUUUCAACAACUGACCAGAGUCGUGAAUUAUAGCAGUAACUAUGUGCCAUGUUGGUAUUGAUAGCACUUGCAGAAUAUUAUUUCCAACCAAAGCGUUGUUCAGAAGAUGAAUGGUGCUGAAAAGACAGGAGGUCUAAGAUUGACAAACAGUGAAGUUUCACCCUACUGGAGGGGAGUAUUAGGGAUCAGCUUCACACCUGAAACGUGUUCAUUUUCCUCUCUCUAAUUGGCAGUUGUUUGUUUCAGAUUGACACUAACUACAAUGAACCUAACUUUUGUUCUGUUGAAUAAUACAAUAUUUUUCUUGUACAAUUGACAGUAUUAAUCUUAUUUUUGUAUUUUCUUACAUGUUAUACCAUGACUGUAUGUUAGUAUUCUUGUAGGCAUAUAACAUAAAACAUUAUUUUCCACCUUUCAAUAUGUGAAAAAGCACAUUUGUUUUCCUAUAGAGCUGAAAUUCACCAUCUAUCUAUAAAGGUUACCAAAUACGCCAUGCUAAACACUAAAACGUGUGAUGAGGGUGUUUUCUAGCCCUUGUUCCUUCGGUUUCUAUGGCAAUGGGCUGUAUUUACAAGCCCAGAAUGUUAUCUUUUGUGAUGUUUGCGGAUGCCAAUGUUGCCUGUAUUUAUGAAAUGACACCAUGUUUUCAGAAAACUAACAUACUUAACAUGUUUACAGAGAACUGUUUGCUGUAUAUACAUAUAAAUAUAUAUCUUUUUAUAGUUAAUGUGCUUUGCACAAUCAAGAUAUAGGGUUUGUUGCUUUUUGUCUGUGUUACCUUCCUAACUGUUGCAGCCUUUUUAAAGACAUCAUUACAGACCUUGGACUGUAACUGUUAGCUUCUCAGCUGUGUCAAAUGGUUUACUAGUGGCUUCUACAAAAGUAAAAAAAUAAUAAAAACCUGUUGCCCUGAUAGAAGAUUUGAAAGGGGACUGCUUGGCUUUUGUUGCUUAUUGUUCUCUUGAGCUGGCAACUGAAUCUUUCCAAGUGUACCAGCAAUGCAAAAAAUGAAUAAAAACGACUAGCAAUUGAA